GGGGUAAGCAACAGAGUAGUAUGUAUCUGCCCCGGGGCAUUAUCUGCUACGCAUGCACGAUAAUUAAUAGACCCCUCAGCUACCAUGUUCCCACCCUCAGAAUGAUAAGCUGCCAAACUAUUAUCUUAGGCCUCGAAAGAACUAAGCUGUGAGCUGAAGCACGAGUUAUUGGUGCACAGUCCGAGACUUCUCUAACCAACCAAUCAGAAUUCAUGCAGCGCAUGUUCAGUCUUGAGUCGGUGAACACAAUACAAAGUAAUCCUGCAUGUAGCUCUCGAUGAAUGCAAGAAAUGCGGAAAUACAGGGGGCGAAGACCGGCGAACUGGACCAACCCGAGUUUAUGCCUACCAUGCUUGUUGUGAUUCCUGUUACAAAGAAAUGAAACGACGGGACAUAGUGGCGAAAGGACUAUAGAGAUCAAUAUUUCCAGAAGGCUGCUAAACUCCACGAAAAGGACUCGUUUUCGGCACCUGACCAGGCAUGGUAUGAUCAGUCUAGUGUAUUGAUCGAAGGGCAACACGAGAGUAUCCGUGGUCUCAUCUUUUUAGAAACUCGGGACUCACUGACUAUCGCGGGCGUGCUAGAAGGAUGAUGCGCGGCCCGCGUUCUUCGAGUUUUCCUAUUUGGGUCAAAGUCCUAGUGUCAAAGUCCUAGUGUCGAUGGCUGAGCGCCGGGUAGAUACUGAGCGUUAAAAUUAGGUGUAUUGCAAUAUUUGAUGAGGUUGGCAGAAGCCCGAGGAGUUGGGCUCGGAGUAUCUUUUUUCUUCUUAUUUUGAUUUGUCAUUUAUUUUAUUUCCCCCCCCCCCCGUAUCGUUUGACCUGCCAACUUAGGAAUGAUGAUAUUACACAAGGAUAAUGUCAUGAUAUAAGUUUUCUUAGUGUUCUUUUUUUGGAAUUGUGCAGAGCCGUUUGUAUCUUACUGCGUGGAGGCUUCAAAUAGAUGAUGAUGGCUAUGCAGAUAUAGUGUCAUUAUAUAACCGACAUGUUUCAUGGAUUUUCUCCUCCAAGCAUUGAUUGUCUCAUAAUCGAUAGCCAAUAGCGGUAUGGACUAUGAUGUGCAUGAAAAUAAAGUGGGUGAAAUGAAAGACGGUUGAGAAAAGAUUGGGGGGGGAAAAAAAGGAGCGAUCCAUUGGAAAGGAGGUGGAAUCAAUGCAGAUACCCUCGGCCUACUGCAAGGCAAAUUGAGGGAUUGAGCAAUCACAUCCCUUUUCUGCGCCAAGAUAGACUGGAUUAUAUUCCUUGGUAGCGGGUAGACAAUAUAAUCGAUGGUCCUGCGGGAUCAUCGAGUGAUUCCAGCGUGUUGGGCAGCGCUCUGAUCUCCUCGCGGCAGAAGGCAACAAUUGACCUCCUAUGUAAUACGUCAGGUGGCAAGUUGACAGCGAUCCCUACGGUUGUUCCAGAAGCACGCUUAACUGUUGUACGAGGGAUAUCUUGAUGAUCCUCCACGGCACACGGCAACGCCAUCGCAAUUAGUCUGUUCCAACGGGUCUGAUAAAUGAACCUAGCAGAGUUGCUGACCAAUAUACGGCCAUCUUGUCGACACUACGAAGCAGCUAGAAGGACCAUCCAGUGUCUCCAGUUCCUUCUCUGCCGUUUCUACGAACCUCCUUAAACCUUCUAGAAUUCCAAAGGAAUAAAACGGCGUCACCAGUUAGUGGCAUGCUAAAUUGCUAAUAGUGGCUCGGGGGUCAGGCCAAUUCGGGGGUCCUUCAGGUAGUUCCCCUAGUGCGUGAAUGGCCCCAUUCCAUCCAGCGAUCCUUCACUACACACGAUUGCUACUGGUUGAUAGAAGACCUGACCCAUGGCUGGCUUGUCGGGUAGUAGGGACGGGCCUGCGCCGAGUGGGGCUCCGCGUUCCCCGACUCCUCCGGUGCAAUAAGAAGUCCCACAAAUCUCCACUCUUUGCUUCCCGGCUGGUUGGAUCACAUCCCCUUAUGGAUCAUUUCCCGGCCGUGGCUAUUAAUGGGUGGAUACUAACUAUGGGGGUGGUUGUGUGUGCGGUGUCUUUCCGUUGAUUCUCUCCUCCGUUCUCAGUUUGCCCACAGUGAAUGCCCAUUUCUCUGUAGUUAGUCUGCCUGGUGGGUGACCACUCCUCCGGCAAUUUUUGUUAUAAUUUUAUUUUACCUUUUUUUUUUUUUGUUUUUCUUUUUCCUUUUGGUUUUU
Aspergillus caelatus is the source of this 2162-nucleotide messenger RNA. RefSeq lists its product as uncharacterized. The record is from RefSeq and is a predicted model, not a curated record. The coding region runs from base 1733 to 2014 and encodes 93 amino acids. The transcript is spliced from 3 exons. Lineage: Eukaryota; Fungi; Ascomycota; Eurotiomycetes; Eurotiales; Aspergillaceae.